GGGAAGGUGGUUGGUGGGGAGAGAGCUAAAGCUGAGCGAGCAGAGCUUCCCACUGACUUUACAUAGGAGGAAGAGAGACAUAUGAGAGGGAAGUAGAGAGAAGGAGGGGGGCUAGUGGUGCGAGAGGAGAAAAGAGGGUCAGAAGAAGGGAGAAAGGUUUUUGAAGAAGAGGGGAGCAAGUUGGUUAUAUAGUUUGGUUAAUGAAAGAAAAGUUGGUGUGCUUGCGAUGUAUAAAGAGAGGAGUGCUGGCUAGACUGGAACAGACAAGGGGACAAAGUGGAAUAAAGAAGUAGAACCUCUGGUUUAUAAAGAACAAAACUUCGGUAAAGAGAGGCAUACGUUUGAUAGAGCCCGCAUUCUAUUUCCCCAUGGACUAUGAUGCAGGAGUGAAGGAAACACCCUGCUUUUUUUGGUAUUAACACCCCCCCUUCAACCUACAGGAGGAUGGCACAGGAGAGAGGAAGGCCUGGAAGGCUCUAAAAUGCUGAAGGCAACUCUCUGAUGCAAGGACAAACACAGGAUGAGUUUAAAAAAUGACCCAGGCCAUGAGAAGGCAUCUUACUGUCUCUACAUAUACCCUCAGCUCUCUAAUGAAGCCUCCACUUUGUGUACUGUUUUGGCAACCAAGGAAUUAUCAGCCUCUGAAGUGAUAAAGAAUGCAGUGUCUGCUCUGGCAUUGGACAGCUGCAAGCACUAUGUUUUGGCUGAAGUGAAAGAGUCCGGAGGGGAAGAGUGGGUGUUAGAUCCUAAUGAUUCACCUGUGCAAAGAGUGCUGCUUUGGCCACGGAAGGCCCAAGAUAGGCACCAGCAGUCAGAUGGUUAUUAUUUCUUACUACAAGAGAAAGACCAGGAUGGAAGCAUUAAGUAUGCUCACCUUCCACUGGUUUCAGAGGAGGAGGAGUCCAGAAGGUUGAUGGAAAGGGGAUUUCUUCCUCGUCUUCAAGUGGACUAUAAUGACUUGUGCAACUUACCCAAACUAACUGAGGAUGCAAUUCUUGAUAACCUUAAGUCUCGUUUCUUGAACCAAAAGAUCUACACUUAUGCUGGAAGUAUUCUGAUUGCCAUCAACCCCUUCAAAUUCUUGCCUAUUUACAACCCCAAAUAUGUCAAAAUGUAUGACAACCACCAACUUGGGAAGUUGGAGCCUCACAUUUUUGCAAUUGCAGAUGUUUCUUACCAUACCAUGCUGAAAAAGAGGGUUAACCAGUGUAUUGUCAUAUCUGGAGAAAGCGGAUCUGGAAAGACGCAGAGCACGAAUUUUCUAAUACAUUGUUUGACAGCACUAAGUCAGAAGGGUUAUGCAAGUGGGGUAGAGAGGACCAUAUUGGGUGCUGGACCUGUACUUGAGGCUUUUGGAAAUGCCAAAACUGCACAUAACAACAACUCCAGCCGCUUUGGAAAAUUCAUUCAAGUGAAUUAUCUGGAGAGUGGCAUUGUACGGGGAGCUGUUGUGGAAAAGUACCUUCUUGAAAAAUCUCGGCUUGUAUCUCAGGAAAAGAAUGAAAGGAAUUAUCAUGUUUUCUAUUAUCUUCUUCUGGGUGCUUCUGAAGAGGAGAAGAAGGAGUUCAAGCUCCAGCAACCUGAAGACUAUUUCUACCUCAACCAGAACAACUUUAAGGUGGAGGAAGGGGAGGAUCUGCGACAUGAUUUUGAACGACUAAAGCAAGCAAUGGAGAUGGUAGGGUUCCUCCCAGCCACCAAGAAACAAAUAUUCUCAGUGCUAUCAGCAAUUCUAUACCUGGGAAAUGUGACAUAUAAGAAGAAGUCUUCCGGCAGGGAUGAAGGUUUGGAUGUCGGGCCUCCACAGGUUUUAGACACAAUGUCUCAGCUUCUUCAGGUUAAAAGAGAGAUGCUGGUGGAAGCACUAACCAAAAGGAAAACUGUUACUGUAAAUGAGAAGCUAAUAUUACCAUACAGCCUCAAUGAGGCUAUCACUGCACGAGACUCGAUGGCAAAGUCUCUUUACAGUGCCUUGUUUGAUUGGAUAGUUCUACGAAUUAACCAUGCUCUGCUCAAUAAAAAGGAUGUAGAAGAAUCUGUAAAUUGUUUGUCGAUUGGAGUCCUUGAUAUUUUUGGAUUCGAAGACUUUGAGAACAAUAGUUUUGAACAAUUCUGCAUUAAUUAUGCAAAUGAACAGCUUCAGUACUACUUUAACCAGCACAUUUUCAAACUAGAGCAGGAAGAGUAUCAGGGUGAAGGAAUUACUUGGCACAAUAUAGAUUACACAGAUAAUGUGGGCUGCAUUCAGCUGAUUAGCAAGAAACCAACUGGACUCUUCUACUUGCUGGAUGAGGAAAGCAAUUUUCCACAUGCCACAAAUCGUACAUUGCUUGCUAAGUUUAAGCAGCAGCACGAGGGGAACAAGUAUUUUGUGGCCACACCAGUUAUGGAGCCUGCCUUCAUCAUUCGCCACUUUGCUGGGAAAGUGAAAUACCAAAUAAAGGAUUUCCGUGAGAAGAACACAGAUUAUAUGAGACCAGACAUUGUGGCUCUCCUGAGAAGCAGUGAUAGUGGGUACAUCCGGGAGCUUAUUGGGAUGGACCCAGUGUCAGUUUUCCGCUGGGCAGUAUUACGAGCAGCCAUCCGAGCUAUGGCUGUGCUUAAUGAAGCUGCAAGGCAACGAGCAGAGAGAACAGCAGGUGUAAUACGGAAAGGAGCUAGGGUACCCUUGGGAGAGCUCCAGAGGUCAAACAACCCCAUGGAGAAAAUAUAUCGCCGCUCUCUUCUCGAUUUCUCCUUUGAUUGCUCUGCGGAAUGUGAUAUUGAUGUGUUCGAAGACAUCUUAAAUAUAUACGAAAGCAAGAAGAAAACAAAGAACACUCGCCAGAAGCAGCUCAUCCCAAAGAACCUUCUUGAUUCACAGUCUCUGAAACUAAUAAUGAGCAUGACACUUCAUGACAGAACUACCAAGUCUCUCUUACACCUGCACAAGAAGAAGAAGCCACCCAGCAUCAGUGCACAAUUUCAGACUUCACUUAAUAAACUUCUGGAAACAUUAGGUAAAGCUGAGCCAUUUUUUAUCCGAUGCAUUCGAUCUAAUGCAGAAAAGAUGGAGAUGAGCUUUGAUGAAGCCCUUGUUCUUCAGCAGCUCCGAUACACUGGUAUGCUGGAAACAGUCCGAAUCCGGAGAUCUGGGUACAGCGCCAAAUACACUUAUAAGGAAUUUGUUGACCAGUUUCAAGUACUGUUACCAAAACUGUCCCCCAUGCCAAAAAAUGCCAUAGCCACGCUUCUUGAGAGCAUGUGCUUUGACCCACGCAACUAUCAACUCGGAAAAUCCAAGGUGUUCAUGAAAGAGUCAGAACGACAGACACUGCAGGAUGCUCUACACAAGGCAGUCAUUAAGAAGAUUAUUCUUCUCCAGAGUCUCUUUCGAAUGGUUAUGGAAAGGAGAAAUUUUCUCCGAAUGAAAAUAGCAGCCGUGACCAUACAGGCUUGCUGGAAAUCACAUUGUGUAAGGCGAGAUCUGGAUCUUCGGAAGAAUGCUGCAGUCUGCAUUCAGGCUCUGUGGAGGGGCUAUAUUCAGAGAAGUAGCUAUCAAAAGCAAAUCCAAAUUAUCAAGCAGCUGCAGGCUUUAUGUAGAGGACAACUGCAACGCAAAAGGUACAAAGAAAUGCUGGAAGCAAAGCAGAAGGCAGCAGAGGAAGAGGAGAGGAGGAGAAAACAGGAAGCUCUUGAAAGAGAAAGGGUGGCAUUACUUGAGCAGGCACGGAAGGAAGAAGAGCAAAAAAGGAAACAGGAAGAAAUGAAGAGAGAAGCAGAACUUAGAGAGAAGUCUGAGAAGAAAGAAAUUAUAAAGUCCAACAUGAAGACUGUAAUUCAGAAUAUUAAUAAGGAACAAGAAGGAGAGCUAAAUGAGAGAGCGGGGGCGGGGCAGCAAGUUAACAGUGGUGAUAUAGCUUUGGAAAGGAUUGCGAAAGAGAAUGAGCGUAACAGUGAGUUAAAAGAAGAGGGUACUAUGGAAAGUGUAAAUCAAGUACCAAAUAUGGAACUAGUGUCAGACAAUGAUAAAAUAUUGCAAGCAAAGCAAAUUCCGGUACAGCCAGUAGUACAGAAAAAUGACAGUGGAAGUCCAGAAAGGGCUGCUAGCUGUCGAGAGAAAAGGGAGAAUCGGAGGCGUAGAGGUCUACAGCAUGACUUGAUCCAGAAUAAACACAUUUACUCUUCUAUUGAGGAACCUGAGAAGGAGCAGGGUGCACUACAGAAGGAAGAUGAAACAGAGACUAAGAACAAUGCUACAACGGAGACAGGAAAUCAACAUGAAAUAUCAAAUAAUGAGCCCACUGUUACAAAUACUAGACACAGUAGACGUGGAGAUGAAGAUCUAGUGAAUAAGCAAGAUCAAACUUUAGGAAAGCCAACCAGGCCUUCAAAUCUCCCUCUUAGCCCCCAGGUGUCUUUACCAAAACAACUACCAACCCCUGAUGAGAGAAGAAGAUCAACCGAGUCCCGGAAGGAGGAAGGAGGUCCCAGUGUUGCCAUUGUCCAGCGAUACAGUGACCAUGAAAACCUGAAAAACAAAGCUGAAAAGUGGAAAGAGAAGAGACAAAAUGUGGAAUCUGGAAGGACUCCUGAAAGAGAAGACGCAAAGGUUCCAAAGGAAAAUAAGGAGAAGUUGCCAGAAAGGAGGAAUGCUAUACCAUCUACAGAAAUCCCAGGAGUUCAGUCCCCCUCCUCCCCUCUGGAAAAGGCAGCCAAGAAGCAACCUGCGCAGAAGAAAAAAUCCAACGAGCAAACCAGCCAUUCUGAAAGUGCCCAAUCACAGUCCACUGACUCCAAGCAUACAUAUAAGGGCUUUUAUAGACUUUUGGGGAGGAAACCAGAAAAGAAGAACAGCAAAGAAAUCCCACUUACUCCAGAAAAUGUAGAAGAGCCUCCUUUCCUACAGUCCACUCAAGAGGUCACAGCAACUAAGAGAACCAUAGAUGGUACCGCUGCUUCUAGACAAAACACUCGCACUUACGGAGUGGAACCAGCCAAUAAAAUCCGUAGGCAUCGCUCUAUUAAAAUUAGCAAGGCUACCACUGUUUCUGAGAAAUGGAAAACAUCCUUGUGUAGAGAGAUUAAUAACCAUACUGAGCUUAAACACCUAGAUGACUUUUUAUUUGCCAAGUUUAAUACUUUUAACUCUGAUAAGUCUGGCGUGGAAAAUUUGCUCUUCGAAGCUGUUAAAAUGUUCAGAGAAAACCUUAAAUCCAUGUACUCCUCUCCUAAUGGUCAAAUUCAUGCUGGUUAUAAGGAUCUGAUGGAAAAUUUUCAGAUUCUUGUUGGCACUUUAACUCAAGAGAGAGAAGAAAAGGAUGUAAAGCUUGUACUGAACCUUUUCCAGUCCUUCCUAGAUGAAUUUACUCGUGGAUACAGUAAGAAAGAGGAGAUUGAACCCCAGAAGCAACGAAAAUCUCAGAAGAAGAAACGCAAACAAGAUCAAACAGUGGAAACGCAUGGUCAUGUGUUUGUAAGCUAUCAAGUGAACAUUGGACAAUCCUGUGAACACUGUUCCAACACUAUUUGGCCAAUGGAGAAAGCAUAUCUCUGCAGCGUAUGCAAGAUGGUUUGCCACAAAAAGUGUUUGACUAGGAUCCAGAGUCACUGCGCCUCAGGUGGUGGGGGGAAGAAGCAGGGAUGCCAUCAGUUUGGUGUGCAUGUGGCAGACUUGACCAGUGAUACAACUUCGGUACCAGUUGUCAUGGAAAUUCUGCUGGAGUACUUAGAGAUACAUGGGCUCUACACAGAAGGAAUCUACCGCAAGUCGGGAGCUGCCAAUCGUAUGCGUGAACUGAAGGAGUCCCUGGAAAAAGACCCCAACUUGGUUAAACUGGACAAUUAUCCAAUUCACGCAAUAACUGGAAUCCUAAAGCAGUGGUUACGGGAGCUACCAGAGCCGCUUAUGACAUUUGCACAAUAUAGUGAAUUUUUGCGAGCUGUAGAACUCCCUGGGAAGCAAGAACAGCUUUGUGCGAUCUACAAGGUAAUUGGACAGCUCCCCCAUGCACAUUACAACAGUCUGGAAAGACUGAUCUUCCAUCUUGUCAAGGUGGCUAUGGUAGAAGAAGUGAACCGCAUGACUCCUAAUUCCUUGGCUAUAGUUUUUGCACCUUGUCUACUGCGUUGCUCAGAUAACUAUGAUCCACUAACUAGCAUGAAGGAGGUGGCUAAAACCACAACGUGUGUAGAGAUGCUAAUAAAGGAGCAAAUGAGACAAUACAAAAUAAAAAUGCAGGAAAUUGGGCUAUUGGAAGCAGCAGAAACUUGUGCAGUGUCUAGACUGUCAUUGCUGAAAAAUACUACAAGUAAAAGCCAGACAUCAAAUGGUAACGGUUUGCCUGAUCUGGAUGCGGUGCAAGAAGAGCAUCUGUCAGACUCUGACACUGUCCGAGAAUCACAGAUACUAAUCGACAGAAUAAAGACCAUUAAAGAGGAAAAGGAAGAUAUCACCUACCGCCUCCCAGAACUGGAGCAGAGGGGUUCAGAUGAAGAAAAUAUGGAUUCUGAGACAUCUAACAGCACAGAGAGUUUGCUAGAUGAGAAGCUGUCCCAGACAGAAAUGGAAGCUGCACCUGCUUUUAAUCAGUCCCAGGCACCCUCUGAGAGCGUUCAGGCACAGGCUCCCCUUUUUACCAUGUCUGUGAACCAAACUAGUUUCAAGCGCAGACCAUCUUCUUUUCUGGCCAAGAUGAGGAUUCACAGGAAGAAUCCCGUUAUGCCAACUUCCAACAUCCGGUUACCCCCAGGUGUAACAAAAGCCACAGAUGCUGCUGAGGAGUCUAGUUCGGUACGGCGAAGAGAACAGCCAGGAAGAAGGACGGACAAUAUUCAGUCAGUCUAUGUCCCAGAGGGAACAGAAAUGGGAACUGUACAUGGAGCACUAGAGUACGAGCCUACAGCCAAACUCAAGCGCCGCUUUUCAGACCCACACCUGCAGAUCCCUUGCCCCGACGAGUCUGACCUUUAGGAUCAAAGACUUAUUUUCCAUGUCGGCUAUCUACCCAUGGUAAAUCUUCUACUAGAAAUAUCCCUUUGAUAGCAAAGGAAUUUACAUUGAACUGGCAUUUCAAAUAACUGUUUUGGGGGGGGGGGGGAAAGGCACAUUGAGUCUUUCAUUGUAGUCUGGCAGGUUAUAGAGGGGAUUUUCAUUCCUGUUGUGAAUCCUCCACUUGCUGGCAGUAGUCGUUCCGUUGUUAGCCCUCAAUUUUAUUCCCAGUCUUGUAAUAUGAUCGGACCAAAGGUGAGUUCAUUUUGCCUUAUGCUGUUCACCCGCUACAGUCAUAUUUUUAUAUAUGUGUAUAUUAUAAAGCUUUUAAUAUUUUGUUUUAUAUAAAUAUGUGUAUUAACACAAAGGCCAAACGUGCGUGAGAAUGGUAGGAUGUGCAUUGUGGAGGUUUUUAUAAAGAUAAACUUUUUUUUUUUAGUUUUGUUUUAUGCAAAAGACAGAUUCUGCACACAGAUGCAGCAACUAUUUAUCCAUCUUUUUUUUUAUAAACUGUAACAUCAAGUAUGUUUCUUUCAAUUCAUCCAUAUUCAUUGUAAUUGCUAGAUCCCGGACAGCCACAGUGAAAGAAAAAAGACAGCAGAACACUGAUGCCAAGAUACAUUGAUCAUGCCCAUUUAUUUACCCACAGUGUCUCAGUAUAUUGGACGGUUCUUUGGCUAGAUGUGUUUUUAGCAUGGUUAGUCAGCAGUCAUCAGUCUCAGGUCUCCUGGUGCUGCUGCAAUGCAGUUCUCUGCAUUCUUGGACAUGCGAUCAAGGUUUAGAUUAUACUGGGAGUUUUAGUUCAUGCGUUUCUUCUGACUCAGGGCUGGGAAACACUAGUUUGGGUCUGUGCCCCUGUUUUGAGGCUUUCAGUUCAAAAAAAGAAAGCAAAAUUCUCUGCCUUAUCAUUCCUAACACUAGUUUCAUUCCAUAACAUGUAGAAAACACACGCAACAAACAUCUCGGCACAGUCUGCAAGACUGAGAGUCUGACGCCCAUUGGUGGGGCCAACCAAUAGUUAUGAAGGUUUAUUUGCUUUAGAACAGGAUGACUGUUACAACAAUGUCUAACACUGUGACUGAGUUACAUUUGCAUGUUGGACUGCAAAGUCUGUUCUACUGAUAAUUACACUUAAGCUCGACAUAGACGUGCAGAUUUACCUUCACAUCAGACGAACGUUAGGUGCCAUCUCCGACCUGCCACUUACCAUUCAGAUCAAGUACGGUAGUAAAAGAACAGAUCAGACAAUGUUCUGCCCCUGACAGCAAUCGUACAAAAGUUAUGUCCGUUAAAAGCUGGUGACAGUCUCCCACUGAUAUAGUCAGAUCGCAAUACAUGCAGAGAUAUUAUCGGUAGCCGAAAAUUGUCUGGACACUCCACACACGUCUCGAAAAUCAGACGAAAAAGAGAUUCCUACGAUCAAAUCUUUGUGUCUAUGGCCAGCUUUAGGGGCAGAUUUAUCAAGGGUCAAAUAGUAAAUUCAAAUUUUGAGUGUCAAAAUUCACACAUUCAAAAUUUUAUCCCUGCUUAGCCAUGGAAUAUCUGCAACCUAAAACCUGCCGAGUUCAUGUCAAUGAGCCAUUUGUAGAUGUUAUUAGCCUUCCUGACAUGUGAGGUUUUUUUCAGGAGAAAUUGAAUACGAAACUAAUAUGAUUCGAGUUUUUGGGUCGGAACCAUUCAAUCAAAUAUUAGCCAUUCAAAUCUUUUCUUAAAUAACCUCCGAGUCGAAUUGUGAGUAUAUUCGAAUUAAAAGAAAAAUUUCACAUGAAUUCAACAUUCAACCUUUGCUAAAUGAGCCUCUUACAGUAGCACUGCAGGACGUUGUUUGUGUUAGGUUUUUACUAGAGGUACUCAGCUUUUAGUCCUAUUCUUCUUAUUAGAAUUGGUGCCAGCUUAGCGGCUUUAACUGGCAGCAAGAGAAACUAUACUUCAGUAUUAAUCAUAACAUAAAGCUGCCUACAAAUUGCUGCGUUUACAUCUUUGGAGUUGUUUCAGUACUUGAAAUUGUAGGUCUUCACUGACUACACUAUUUUAAAGAAACAGCAGCCUUGUAUUCCUUAUGCUGUUCUAAUUACUGUAGAUGUCAGGGCCGGAGUUAGGACUGGAAAGAACAUGUUGCAUGAUGGGCCAUCCCUGACCUAUGCAUUUGCGAGCCUCAGUUUUAACUCCUGCCCUGGGAGAUGUGCAAUAAUGGUUGCUGAGACUUGUAUUCGUAUUCAUUAAUUCACAAUAUGCACACAGAUGUGUUUUCUUUGAGGUUUGCUAGACAGGGGAGCAUAGUUUCCAUUAACCAGCAAAACAUACGGUACAUAUGGUCGAUAACUUCUUCUAAAUGCUCUUUACUAAUCUCUCGCCCCUCAGUUAAUUGUUAGGUUUGGAGGUGGCAAAGAAGAAUAUGUUUUGUGUGGCUUCUCUUGUCGGCAAAUCAAGGGUACUCCAUUGUGUAAGAGCUGCUUACUGGACUUAAUUAGUGAAGACCAGGAAGGAAGGAAACCAAUCAUGGCAGGUGCCAUAUGUAUAAUUACCUAUAACAAUGUAUUUUUAUUUAAUGUUUAUAUAAAACCCUGGAUGAAAAUAGGGUUGGACUUGGACCAGACAGAGUAGCCCAUUAGCCCUUUAUAUUCACCAUGAGCCUAUAUAACCUUUAUGAUAUUUGGCACUGAAAUUAUCUAAUUGUCAUGAUAGCUGGUCCUGGAUGUCAAGUUCUCUGGUGGGCUUUAGGGGGUCCAGUCUGACAAAUUCCCCUUUGAGUGCCUUAUUGCCCAUGUAUAAGAUAAGCAUUUGAUUAAAGUAAGCGUCCAUCUCUUUCUCUUCUCUCUUUCCUUGCUUGGUGUCACUCUUCCUUCUUCCUCUUUUCUUCCUGGCCCAAGGGCUAGCUUGUUGUUGUUGUGUUGAAUUUUACUCAAAUGCAAAAUAAAAACAUAUAAAAAGUAAUGGUCCAUGUUACAUUUUGAGAUGUGCAUUUUUGGUUUUGAAGAAGUUUGCUUCAAAACCAAAGCAAUUCAUUAAAUUUUCAAUUUCAUAUUUUUAACUUUCUUGAUACUGACUGCUGGUUUUUUUGCUGUGGGUUGUAUGACCUGAAGCAAAUUUUGCAAACGUAUCCCCUUGGUUACAGAACAAACAGCCUUUGGGUACUAACUUUACACAAGACACCUUUUACAUGUUUUAUCUUGCCAGCAACAUUCCAAUUUUUAGAUUUCAUUAUAUAUAGAACAACUUUUUUCCGGUAUUACGGCUAUUUCAUUUGGCACAUUGUUUCUGCGUGUGAUAGAGUUAAUAAUGGCUCAUCUAACCUGUAGCAUUAGUUUGGUUCAGUAGAUAUUGUCCGCACAUUAUUUGGCUAGGGUAAAACUGAAUGUUGGGAUGGGUGAGCUGAGCAGUUGAUACCCUGCUUGGGUUUAUCAUGUUGGGUUCUGAAUGUACUGAAACUGAAUGUAUAUGAGACCCUAUAUGUAGUUACUGAACAAUGAUUUCCUUUUUGCACUUUAUAGAGCUAUGAUAGAAACAAAAAAUUUGUUUUAUAAAGACUUGGUUUGAAUGUCAUCUGUCACUCUGAUGCUUCUCUGAAUUUGACCAAACAGCCGGCUAACCCGUGUAUUCAAACACUGAAAUAAGCCAAAGGCAGUUCCUUGUCAUACUCCCUAAUAAUGUAUACUAAUGGGAUGCUCCUGAUCUUGUGCUCCAAUAUCUCUCUCUGCUGUUUUCCCUGUGUCUUUACUCACCCUGCCAUUUGGUUUUCACAGCUGUAUAUAUAUAAAAACAUCCAGAAUAUGUUCCUAUUUAAUGUGGCCCAGUCCAUCUGAUGUUACUUACUGGAAAUGUGCAGGUUCCAUGCAACGCUCACUUAUCUUUGUCGAAUAAAGUUGUAAUUGAAGAUA
Xenopus laevis (African clawed frog) is the source of this 10848-nucleotide messenger RNA. RefSeq names its product myosin IXB L homeolog (gene myo9b.L). The transcript is spliced from 40 exons. The record is from RefSeq and is a predicted model, not a curated record. Lineage: Eukaryota; Metazoa; Chordata; Amphibia; Anura; Pipidae. The coding region runs from base 521 to 6952 and encodes 2143 amino acids.